AUGACCAGAAGGCAUAGAUCGCCACCCCGUGGCUUUUUCCUGGUCGCGUUACUCGCCGCACUGGCCCCUCUUCACUGCCACCUCCUGAUUACUAGCCAAUCUGCCUCCCAAGCGCUAAACCCUCCACUAUCGCCUAUCCUGUCUUCGAUUCGUCGCGUGGUGCGAUUGCAAGCCACGCCCGAUCAAGUCAGAUUGCCAGACCUGUCCCAGACGGCCUUCCCCGAGAAGGAAGACGACACGCCCUACGAUUUGAUCGUACUGGGUUCGGGUCCUGCGGGGGAAACAGCGGGAUGCAAAGCCGCGCAGCUCGGUCAGAAAGUCGCCAUCAUUGAAAUCAAGAAGGCAUUCGGCGGGCCCACGGGCUUAACCUCGAAAGCAGUCCGAGAGGCGGCCAAGCGGAUCCUGAAAACCGUCGAUCAGGUGGGGGGUGACCGCAUGAAACAAAUUCGACGUCUCUGGAAGAAGCGUUUCCCGGCCCUAAAGUCGGAGGCGGAGGUGUACCAGGCUGCCGAAACGCGAGACCGGUUGGUCAAGAAUGAUUGCCAUUUGUACAUCGGCUCCGCCCUCCUCGUGAAGGACAGCUGGGAUCCGGACAACGAGGACCACGUCACAGUCAGGGUGUGUCGGCCCACGGGCUGCGUCGAGCUCCGGUCGCGCUACUUGGUCAUCGCCACGGGCUCGCGGCCAUCUCGGCCCAAGGAACUCCGUCCCGGCGUCCCCAUCCCCUACACCUCGAGGCUCGUGAUCGACGCCACCCAGAUCGCCAACCUGAAGGAGCUUCCGGACUCCCUGGCCGUCAUCGGCGGGGGGGUCAUCUCCGUCGAGUACGCCACUGUCUUCGCCGCCAUGGGCCUUCCCACCUCCCUUCUCUGCCGCGAGGAGGCCUUCCUCCCCUUCCUACCCACGGAGCUCCAGACCGCCAUCAAGGCGGACAUGGCCCGCAACGGGAUCGAGGUCAUUCAUAACCCGGUCAGUCGGUUCGAGGUGGGCGAGGACAAGAUGGUGCGCUUUGAGUUCGAGGGGCUCCGGGGCGGGGAGGGCGGCCCAGUGGAGGAAGACGACGGGGGCCGGCGGCAGUUGGAGGUGGGCCUGGUCCUCUACAGCGGCGGGAGGGAUGCGAACAGCGAGAAGAUCGGGUGCGAGGAGGUGGGGGUGGAGGUGGGGAAGUACGGGCGGAUCGUGGUGGACAAGGACUUCAGGACGGGGAAUCCGCGCGUAUUCGCCAUCGGGGACGUGAU
Molecule: messenger RNA, 1238 nt
Organism: Nannochloropsis gaditana CCMP526
Product: soluble pyridine nucleotide transhydrogenase
Exons: 4
Cellular component (GO): cytosol
Molecular function (GO): flavin adenine dinucleotide binding; dihydrolipoyl dehydrogenase (NADH) activity
Source: RefSeq, a predicted model, not a curated record